AUGAGAGCUGCAAGGUACUACGGCAAGGAAGAUAUCCGGAUCGAACAGAUACCAGAGCCCCCAUGCGGUCCUAAUCAGAUCAAGAUUACCCCGGCAUUCGUCGGGAUCUGCGGGACUGAUCUCCACGAGUACCUCGGCGGCCCCAACUUCUGCCCCUCCUCCAGACAUCCCGUCACGGGCGACCAGAUUCCCGUGACGCUCGGCCACGAAUUCUCCGGCAUCAUCAAGGAAAUUGGCUCAGACGUGAAGCAGGAGCAUCUCAAGGUCGGCCUCCCUUGCGCAGUGCAGCCCACGAUUUACUGCGGCAAGUGCGCGGCCUGCAACGCCGGUGCCGAGAACGCGUGCCACACCGGCGGCUUCAUCGGACUCAGCGGCGGGGGUGGCGGCCUGAGCGAGGCGGUGUCAGUGCCCGCGGAUCAGGUCUUCCCUUUGCCCGAGGGCAUCUCCCUCGAGCUGGGCGCCUUGGUGGAGCCACUUUCGGUUGCUUGGCAUGCCGUCGCUGCCGGUUCCGUCACGCCCGGGUCGAAUGUCUUGGUGAUGGGAGGCGGUCCGAUCGGGUUGGCUGCCGUGCUGUGCUUGAAGGCGAAGGGGGUGACGAAAAUCAUAGUCGCGGAAAUUUCGUCAGCCCGGCAGCGGUUCGCAAUGGAGUUUGGCGCGGCGCAUAUCAUCGAUCCCAAGAACCAAGAUGUCACGGAGGAGGUGAUGAAGAUUACUGGUGGCAUUGGUGCCGAUGUCACCCUUGACUGUGCGGGUGUUCCGGCUAGCGUGAAAGCUGCGUGCAUGGCGGUAAAAACACGCGGCACGGUUGUCAACGUUGCCAUUUGGGAAAAGGAAAUUCCCUUCAAUCCGAAUUGGGUAACAUGGAGAGAAAGCUCGUAUAAGUCUGUCCUCGGAUAUCAGAAGGCAGAUUACCAGGCCGUGAUUGAGAAUUUGAGAACAGGAGCUCUCAAGCCUGUCUCCAUGAUCACGCGGAAGAUCCCACUUGACGACCUAGUAGAGCAUGGUAUUAAAGCUUUGAUCACGGACAAGGAUAACCAAGUCAAGGUUUUGGUUGAUCUCAGCGCUUCUCUCUGA
This is a messenger RNA of Colletotrichum orchidophilum, 1074 nucleotides long. RefSeq lists its product as uncharacterized. Gene Ontology annotation, cellular component: cytoplasm. NCBI's taxonomy places the organism in Eukaryota, Fungi, Ascomycota, Sordariomycetes, Glomerellales, Glomerellaceae. The transcript is spliced from 4 exons. Bases 1 to 1074 code for a protein of 357 amino acids. Gene Ontology annotation, molecular function: zinc ion binding; (R,R)-butanediol dehydrogenase activity. The record is from RefSeq and is a predicted model, not a curated record. Gene Ontology annotation, biological process: butanediol biosynthetic process.